Molecule: messenger RNA, 622 nt
Organism: Telopea speciosissima
Lineage: Eukaryota; Viridiplantae; Streptophyta; Magnoliopsida; Proteales; Proteaceae
Product: 40S ribosomal protein S20-2-like
Exons: 4
Coding region: 101-469 (122 amino acids)
Biological process (GO): translation
Cellular component (GO): ribosome; cytosolic small ribosomal subunit
Molecular function (GO): RNA binding; structural constituent of ribosome
Source: RefSeq, a predicted model, not a curated record
ACUUGGUGGUUGUGCUUACACUCGCUAUCCAGAGGAGAUACCAGCGCCGAUCGCUCGCUUACGCCAUUUACCGAAGCAGGAGUAGGGAAAGAACGAAAUUAUGGCAUACGCAGCGACGAAGCUUACGAAACCUGGUUUGGAGGAACCCCAGGAGCAGACUCACCGCAUCAGGAUCACUCUUUCUUCUAAGAAUGUCAAGAAUCUCGAGAAAGUGUGUGCGGAUCUAGUCCGUGGAGCCAAGGAUAAGCGGCUGAGAGUUAAGGGUCCAGUGAGGAUGCCCACCAAAGUUCUCAACAUCACUACCCGGAAGUCCCCCUGUGGUGAAGGAACUAACACAUGGGAUAGAUUUGAGCUACGUGUACACAAGCGAGUAAUUGAUCUUGUUAGCUCUUCUGAAGUGGUGAAGCAAAUUACCUCCAUUACCAUUGAACCUGGUGUAGAGGUUGAAGUUACAAUUGCAGAUCCAUAAUUUAUAUGCUUGUCAUUGUCUUUAUUCAUUUUUGCCCCUGUCCUUGAGGUUAAUGUAGAGAGGUCUUAUCCAUGCAUCUUUCAGAUAAAAGGAUUUUUGAACCCUUUCUUGUCAUUUAAAUUGUGUGUGACUUGUUUGCAAUUUUGGAACUUC